AUGUCUUCCGUUUUUGUCACCGGCGUCACUUGCCGUUCUGCCAUUGACGCAAUCACCACCACCCAGUUCACUCGCGAGCUGGCCAAGUGCCCCAACACGGCGUACUCUGUCCGCUUAUUCAACGCUGAGAGGCAGGUCGCGACAUCCGUCCUCGCUGUCCGCCUCGAUGGCCAACUCCAGACCAAGUGCAUGGGCCUCGAGAACGAGGUGGACCGCAUGCGUCUGUUUAUGGACCAACCCAUGGGCACCACUGGCCCGACCUGGAUGCUCGUUCUGGUUGUUAUUGGAAUCGCAUUCCCCGACCUCUCACACCUCGGUCGCGUCGAAGCCUACGUCCGCCGUCACCGCCCCGCCACCUCCUUCGCGGCGCUCAGCAACUUCGAGUCUGCCCCCAUCGUCAUCGGCGAGCGCGCCAUUGAUGGCGCCCGCAACAGCAACGGCGGAAAACUGUCGCCUACCCAGCACGUUGCCCGGUGCACAUCUCUCGCCGGCGUCAUGGAUGUUCUUGGUUGGUCCGAGGACCGUCUCGAGGCCGAGGCCAAGGUCGCCAACGCCGAGAAGAACGGCGCCAAGCGCGUGACAGGCCGCACUGCUGUGAUCCAGUUCAUUGGCCUUGCGAGCGUCAUCGCCACCGGUACCUGGUCCGUUCUCGGGGACCCCAAGACGGUCAACACAAACCAAAGCUCCUUUUACCCUCGCCGCGCUGCAGCUGGCGCCCGUUUUAAGCAGAUUAUGGAGGACCUGUUUGAGCACUGCUUGUUCGCCAAUGGCAACGGCUCCUUCACCUACGAUGUCACCAACCCCAUCGGCCAGUUCCUUCGUGACGGCACACAAGUCCGCCGUCUCGAGGACUGGCUCGGCCAGGCGCUCGACGAGAUUGCCGACGCAUUUGCCACCAAGCUCUUCCAGGUCUCGGACGCAGACGGCUUCGGCCGCUCGCGUCGCGUCGUGCUCGCCCUCGCGCGCCGCUACUGCCUCCGCCUAAUCGCUGGCGACGAGGCUGAAGUCAAGAAGCAGAAACGCUUCUGGAGGGCCAAGGACGAGAAGCGCGCCGCGCGUCAAAUCAUCAAGGACGGAGGUAUCGACCUCAAGAACCUCCACGCCGUUCUCAAGAGCCGUACGUACAACGCCAUCCGUGUUCACUUCAAGUACGGUCCCGUCAAGGCCCGCAUGAGCCGCGUGCUCCAGGACCUCGUACGUUGA
Molecule: messenger RNA, 1203 nt
Organism: Apiotrichum porosum
Lineage: Eukaryota; Fungi; Basidiomycota; Tremellomycetes; Trichosporonales; Trichosporonaceae
Exons: 11
Coding region: 1-1203 (400 amino acids)
Source: RefSeq, a predicted model, not a curated record